Molecule: messenger RNA, 7745 nt
Organism: Salvelinus fontinalis (brook trout)
Lineage: Eukaryota; Metazoa; Chordata; Actinopteri; Salmoniformes; Salmonidae
Product: beta-galactosidase-1-like protein 2
Exons: 12
Coding region: 1233-1775 (180 amino acids)
Biological process (GO): carbohydrate metabolic process
Cellular component (GO): vacuole
Molecular function (GO): beta-galactosidase activity
Source: RefSeq, a predicted model, not a curated record
CACAUUUAUACAUCCGGUGAAAUAUCUGUCUCAUUGUUCUGUCUGUGGUAAGACUUUAUGGGCAGGUCUCGAGAGUAUGUAGAAAGUUAUGUCCUAUUUGUUUGUUUUUCCUCGUGUUUUCAUGGACCUGCAAAUGCAUCAAUAGGCAACCAGUAUCCCAAACGGACCAUUUUAAACUGGUUAUUUAAAGACAAUCUAUUAUAGCCAACACCCAGAGGUAGAGAGAAUGAGGGCCAACUCCUUUCAGUUCACUCUGGAGGGAGAGCCCUUUCACAUCCUGGGGGGCUCUAUCCACUACUUCCGUGUCCCCAGAGCUUACUGGGAGGACCGGCUGCUGAAGAUGAGGGCCUGUGGGGUCAACACUCUCACCACAUAUGUGCCAUGGAACCUGCAUGAGCAAAAGAGAGGGAUUUUAAAGGCGUACAUCAGGCUAGCAGCAGAGUUGGGGCUCUGGGUGAUUCUGCGGCCAGGACCCUAGAUCUGUGCUGAGUGGGACUUAGGAGGGAUGCCCAAGUUAGAUUUUCCCAGAUUUUAACAUUUUAGCCCAGUUGGUUGCUGCGUGAUCCAGACAUGGAGUUGAGAACAACCUACCCAGGUUUCACAGAAGCAGUUGACUCCUUCUUUGAUCAACUCAUUCCAAGAGUUGCACCAUAUCAGGUCAUCUUUUCUCACUUUCUCACUACUCUUCUAUUAAUUACACUAGGGUUUCCAUUUUUCCUGUUAAUUUGUGAGUGACAACAAUGUGACCGCAUAUGGUCGUUGAUUAUGGCUAUCAAAAUGCAAAAAUAUUCUUAAAAUGUGAAGCUUGGUGUUUUAUCAAUCCCAAAGGCUUUGAAAAUAUAUGCUUGACUUACUCAGGAGUCAUUUGAAAGCUCUGCUCUUAUUUGAUUUAUUAUUUAAAACUCUCAGUACUCCAAGGGGGGCCCAAUUAUAGCAGUUCAAGUGGAGAAUGAGUAUUGCUCUUAUGCAAAAGAUGUUGAAUACAUGCCAUACAUAAAAGAGGUAAGACAGUGCAGUGCAUCUGCUUUAUUACACGCACACGCAAGCACACUCUGUGCAUCACUUUAUCUUGAUUUCACUACAACUAUUUGCAUUUGCAAUAGUAGGAUAUCUACUUGGAAAUAUGAGCAUAAUUGAAAUGAGAUCCUUGUUCUAGGCACUAUUGUCCAGGGGGAUCGAGGAACUGCUCCUGACCUCAGAUAACCAGGAUGGGCUGAAGCACGGGGGAGUGAAUGGAGCCCCAGAAGUUCAAGAUGGUGAUGGAGUAUUGGUCUGGGUGGUUUGACCUCUGGGGUGACCUUCACCAUGUUUUUGCUGCAGAGGACAUGGUUGCUAUUGUGACGGAAAUCCUGAAAGAGGAUGCAUCAAUCAAUCUCUACAUGUUCCACGGAGGAACAAAUUUUGGCUUCAUGAACGGGGCCUUAGCAAUUGCCACACCCAUGCCUAAGCCAAUGGUAACAAGCUAUGAUUACGAUGCUCCAUUAUCUGAGGCAGGGGAUUACACCACCAAGUACACUCUUCUGAGGAAUAUAUUGAGCCGCUACCACAAUGCAGCUUCAGGCUCAGCAGCCCUGUCUCCCCAUCCCCAUACCUCUGAACCAGCCCUACUCCCAACUGAAGGAGUCAAAAAGCCUGUCAACAUGGAGAACCUUCCGGUCAACAGUAAUAAUGGUCAGUCCUAUGGCUACACUCUAUAUGAGACCACCAUCAGCAGUGGAGGCCUUCUGAACUCCAGGAACAAUGUUAAAGACAGAGCCCUGGUGUUUGUGGACUAACUCUUUGUUGGAGUUCUGGACUAUAAGAUGCUGGAGUUUGCACUGCCUGAUGGGAAGGUGUAGUGAUAGUGUGUUUCGGGCGACAGGUAGCCUAGCGGUUAUAGUGUUGGCCCAGUAACCGAAAGGUUGCUGGUUUCGAAUACCUGAGCUGACAAGGUGAAAAAUCUGAUGUGUCCUUGAGCAAGGCAAUUAUCCCUAAUUUGCUCAAGGGGCACCAUACUACUACUAUGGCUGUCUCUGUAAAACAACACAUUUCACUGCAGCUAUCCGGUGUAUGUGACAAUAACCCAUUAUUUUAUUCUAUUCAGUCUAUAGGUGUGCUCCUGAGCUGCUUUCUAAACUGGCUAGUUUAUAUUCAACACCAUGAUAGAGGUGAAAGCUUCUGGUGAUGCUGAUCAAUGAGUGUGUUACUAAGGUGCCAGGAUUAAGCCAACAAAGUUUUCAGACAAAUGUUGUUCUAACAAAGAAGAAUCGUAAUCACUAACUUUGCACCUGCCUGUUAUUGGAAAACAAGUCUAUGCUGUCCUAUAGCACAGCAGCAGAUUGGACUUGAUCAAUUAUUAUCUUCAGUUCAAAUGAAAGCCACGUUUCCUCUACUGUCUCUAGUUAGUCUACUUUGCAUUGUGGACUGUAGAUAGUACGUCCAAUUGUUUCCACAUAUUUCAUGUACUUUCCAUUGAAGGGGGAGAGGACAUUGAGUUUACAUGUGGAGAACUCUGGGAGAGUGAACUGUGGUAAACUCCUAGAUGAACAGCGUAAAGGUAAUUCGAUAGUUUUACCUACUGUUUCUGGGUCAGUGAUAGCCUUGUGGUAGUAUAACUAGACACAUCUAUUGGUAAAUCCUUUCAGAAUAGGUGCUCAAAAGCAGCUAAUUAACCACAAUGUAGAAAAUCAAAGACUGCCUUAUUUCAGCCUUGGCUUAUUUUUCAGGUCUUGUCGAAGACAUUGAGUUGAACAAUAACCCGCUAUGAGGCUUUAUCAUUCAUAGUCUGGGUAUGAAGCCUGGCUUUGUAAAUAGGUUUGUACUGAUCAUGAACAUCUUUCAAUUUCCGUCCCCAUGUUUAUUUGUUCUGUUCUGAGUCUGUCAUUGCUCCUGCCUAGCUCAGAUUCUGUUGAUUAUCUUCUUGGUUCUCGCUGAGCGUAGAAUUACAAUGCCAGAUUGCAGAAAAAACUGAUUUUUCAUGUGGUUUCCCACUACCAUGUUAAAACCCCAUUAUAAUCAGCUGGGAAAUUAGCGCUGUCUUGAAAAUGCCUGCCCACUAAGAACAACACUACAUCAGAAGAUCAGAAGUGGAAUUAAACCAUUUAUAUAUCCACGACUGAAGUCAUGCCAUUGUACACUCUCACAAAUGAUCUCGUUAUAUUAAUAAAUAUAAUGAGGAAUCAUAUUAGUCAGUGAUUUCCUGUGUUAUAAUAGGGUGAUCUCCUCCCAUGUUUCAGACUGAGUGCAGCAAGCCAGUGGAACUCUGUCUCCCAGAGGCCUUCCUUCCUUCCCAGGGUUCUUCCAGGGCAUGCUGUAUGUGGGCGGCCAUCCCAGAGACACCUUCAUCAGACUGCCUCUGUGAACCAACGGCAAUCUGGGCACGUCUGUGGCUCCAGACACAGUCAACCACAACAAUGAGAAAAUCCCUUUUACAUGCUCCAGCAAUUGAAUUCAACGUGAGUUGAAAUUAUAUGCUGCCUCCCCGGAGGUACCCCACUGGACGCCUUAAAAGGUAAUAUACCUUCUGCCACAGAGUGCAAUCACACGGUUCCCACCCUGACUCUGGAUAAUAAGAUGGGCUUGGGGAAAUAAGAGAAGCUGCACUUGCUGUAAAACAGAGGCUUAAGUAAUCUCCCUGAGAUGAGACACAUUAAAAAGAACACUGUGCGUCCUUGUUGAUCAGUGGUCUAGCAUACCGUGAACAUCCUGCCAGCGUUGGGAUAAAGACGUGGUUAGCGGUUACCUCUCAGCAGUAGUUGACAAGCUGUGCUGCUUAAAAAAUAUUACUAAAAAGACUCCUACACCAGCUUUAAAUAUAACAGAGAGGCUUUAUGUAAGGAGGAGUAACUUGAAAGCUACUAACAUCAGGGUAUUUUAGGAUAUAGUAAUACUCUUCUCUCAGACUCAUGUUAAAAACAACAUCCAUUUGAUUUACACAGCGUCCUCUUUUGAAGUUGGGAUGGGGAGACUUGAGUGUGCUGUGUGAGUGGACAUAAUGCACUUUUCUCACUGCUCAGCUCUCCCCUGACAGGUCCAAUCAGGUCGGAGAUGAAUAAACAAGGCAUUCACCCGUCUGUCUGUCUGUCUGUCUGUCUGUCUGUCUGUCUGUCUGUCUGUCUGUCUGUCUGUCUGUCAUCAGCAGUACGAAUACUUCAGUCAGUGCUGUUCUGGUAGACACAGUGCUUCACGUUCUCCUGGGGAUCUGACCACUACUUGGUCCCUGACAUCCCCCAUACUAGUCUGCUGGCCCGGAACAGUACUGACUUGGCAUGACUGUAGUGGGCCUAGGAACUAAAGUCACGCCGGGAGUUGUCCACACACUUAAUCUUGAUUUGAUGCAGUUGAUACACAGGAACUGCAAAUAACAAAUUAAUCGACUGAGGAAAUUCUAAAAUUCACUGUCUGGUGGGGGGAUAAAUAUUCACCCGAUAGCUGAAUAGACAGACAGUCUAUGGACUGAACAUGUGGAUGAUAUCUGAUCGUUUAUAUCACCUUGAUUCCUUUAGGACCUUGUCCUCCCUGUGUCCCUCAGGCUCUAUUUCUCCCAUGUCUGUCUCUUCUGUUUAUCUCUUGAAGCCUCUCAGCAGAAGUCCAUUUAUCCUAAUCAGGCUCCUGCCUCGUCUCCUGUCCACCCUUCCAGGCCCUUCUUAUAGCAUUAACAUGGGUGUUAUUGUCAGGGCCUGGGACUGAGCACUCGUGCCAUGGACACCCAGGCUCAAAGUGUUCAGGCCCAGUAGAGAAGCUCUCUUUUGGGUUCCAAAUGAUUAUUCCUGUGCCAGCUCCCCGGAGAGCCUGGGGAAAUGAGUCUGUGUCUGUUUCUUGUUGCCUCUCUCUUUCCUCGUUACAGCACAGCACUGAUGUUUUAGUUUAGCUGUUCAUGGGAAGCCUCCCUCUGACAAGACUAGCAGGUUGAGCUUUUCUGCCUUUGAGCAGAACCACAGUCUAAUUGCCAUCAGUUUGAGAGCCCCUAAUGAAGGAGAGACGUGCCCACGUAGCAGAUCACAUUACUGACACACUGAGGGAGAAUGGUGGCUAAUUGCUGAAUGGAGGAAAAAUGCCACUGCUGAGAAAGUUCAGAUUUUUUAAAUGAAGCAAUGGACUACAGAUGUUGCAAAGAGUAUAAUGUUACAAUCAUUUGGUGGGUGCUUAUAUUUGUCCUGUUUCAUGGAAAUGUGUUUUUAAAAUUUCCCAACGCCCUCUGAGACAGGUCACGGCCAAUUAGCGUUAAGUGCCUUGCUUAAUGGUACAUCAAUAGAUUUGUUUCACCUUCUCGGCUUGAGGAUUCAAACUAGCGACCUUUACCCUACUGGCCAAAUGCUCUAACUGCUAGGCUACCUGCCGCCCAAUGCCUAGCCUACUGAACAUUGAUGUGGGACUACAAGAUGAUUCUCUGACUGACCUAGCUAAACUGCACAAAAUGUCACAGGAAUAAAUAUGUGAAAUGUACUGUACAUGUUCACCUGUUUGUGUAUUUAAUAGGAUAUAGAGAGUGCAGGUCAUUCACACUGUUUUUACGUAUUGGGAGUGGCCCCUAUUUGAAGGCUGAACUGUCACAGGGAGACGGCAUGUUCACUGGAGCUCCCUGAUGACACUCAACCAUGUUUUGCAUUCGCUCAAUGCAAAAAAAAGAGGGACUUCUUGGAAUGAGUGAUGGGAUGUCAGUAGAUAUAUGGGCUAGCACUCUCCACACGCUGUUAGAGAAUGGAUGCCCUUCCCACCACUGGCGCACAUUGACAGGAGGACACGGCUGCCUCCAGCACGCUUCUUUAUCAGCUCACCUAGGGAUUGCAGCACACACACAUGUACACACACACACACUCCUCACCAUUGUGUGCCCCAUCAGCCUCCCUGUGCUCAGAACAGUCAAUAUUGUGUGCAGGGUUUCCUUCAUCUCGGCAGAGGUAUUUUUCUGCAGGUAAGCAGUGCACACCUCCUAAUGUGGCACCGCAACACCUCCCUGCAAGGCACACUCAUGCCUGCCAAGCGCCCAACUUCAAGGGUAGCGAGAGGUGCGGGAACAUCGCCAUACAAGGCAGAGAUCAUGUGUUGUACUGUAUCUCGCUGCUGUUUUCAAAUAUGUUUGUCUGCUUGAUUUAGAAUGUGUUUGUCUGCUUGAUGUAAAAUGUGUUUGUCUGCUUGAUGUAAAAUGUGUUUGUCUGCUUGAUUUAAAAUGUGUUUGUCUGCUUGAUGUAAAAUGUGUUUGUCUGCUUGAUUUAAAAUGUGUUUGUCUGCCUGAUUUACAAUGUGUUUGUCUGCUUGAUGUAAACUGUGUUUGUCUGCUUGAUUUAAAAUGUGUUUGUCUGCUUGAUGUAAAAUGUGUUUGUCUGCUUGAUUUAAAAUGUGUUUGUCUGCUUGAUUUAAAAUGUGUUUGUCUGCUUGAUUUACAAUGUGUUGUCUGCUUUAUUUACAAUGUGUUUGUCUGCUUGAUUUACAAUGUGUUGUCUGCUUCAUGUAGAAUGUGUUUGUCUGCUUGAUUUCCAAUGUGUUGUCUGCUUCAUGUAGAAUGUGUUUGUCUGCUUGAUUUACAAUGUGUUGUCUGCUUCAUGUAGAAUGUGCUAAAAAAAUAAAAAUGUAUUAUGAAUAUUUAAAACAUACAAUAUACUUGCAGUGAAGCUGCUCAACAACUACAUCACAGUAGUCAUCUAACAGACUCACAUCUAGAGCGACACACAGAAGCAACCAGCAUCAACGCCCUGCUCAAGGGCACGUCGACAGAUCUCCCACAAGAUAAAAAACGGGGAGCCGACCCAGCGAUCCAUCAGCCAUCGGCCCAAGCUCCCAACUGCCAGGCCACCAGCACUCCAAGACCCCCCCUCCCAUAAAAAUACAAAAAAUUAUUCCAUUGCCCACCCCAAAGACCCCACCCAUGCACCAACAACCAACAAAAUGAAGAAAAGGGAAAAACAAAGGAAAACAGAAAACAACAAUGCAAAAAACAAAGGACAAUAAAAAUAAUAACAGGGAUGCCAACUGAAUAUGUUUGAGUGCAUGUAUUGCACUAUGUACAUGUGUGCGUGUCCACGUACAGUGGUUGCUCAACGAAAAAUUUAGAGAUUAUGCUGUGGGACUUCGAGGUCAUUUGUGGUUUAGCACGGUACCCUGUGUCACUACUUCAUUGCUCCAGACCAGCGCAAGGGGGAGUUAGAGCACUGAUUAUGCUUACUGGAAAAUACUCUUUCAAAAUUAAUGGAAGAGAAAUGUGGAAGGGGGGAAAGACAGCAUUCAGAUAUCAAGACAGCGCUGCUCUGAGACAAGCAUGGGGACUGGUCUUGAUAAAUCAAUGCUAUUUUUAUUUUCACUGAAUUUCCAUUUGGCUGUUGGUUAGACUACAAUUAGGGUGUGGAAAUGUUAGGAUUAUUUUGCUUUUACUGUAGUACUGUAGCUUACUCCCGAUCGGUCACGUUGUACAGUGCCAUUAUGGGCUAUUAGCAGGACAAUAGACUCUUGCCAAGAAGGAGGGUAGGGGGAGAAUUGUAUCGUCAACCGGCCAUGAUUGGGAGUCCCAUAGGGCGGCGCACAAUUGGCCUAGUGUCGUCCAGGUUUGGCCGGUGUAGGCAGUCAUUGUAAAUAAGAAUUUGUUCUUAAAUGAAUUGCCUAGUUAAAUAAAAGUUAAAUUAUUAAACAUUUUACAAUUUUGUAAUGUGUUUUGUUUGGUAAAUUGUUUUGUAAAUAUUAAUUCACAUUUGUGGUGCCACUAAAUAAACAAUGAAUUAUUUAAAUCAAUAUUGUCAAUAUUUUUAUUAUUAUUAUUAAAAUACUGUUUUAUA